Drosophila serrata is the source of this 3209-nucleotide messenger RNA. RefSeq names its product Tubulin tyrosine ligase-like 5 (gene TTLL5). Gene Ontology annotation, cellular component: ciliary basal body. The record is from RefSeq and is a predicted model, not a curated record. Gene Ontology annotation, biological process: microtubule cytoskeleton organization; protein polyglutamylation. NCBI's taxonomy places the organism in Eukaryota, Metazoa, Arthropoda, Insecta, Diptera, Drosophilidae. Gene Ontology annotation, molecular function: tubulin-glutamic acid ligase activity; tubulin binding.
GUGCACGAGCACGAGCAUCUAGUAACCGCAAUUGGUAAAGCGGUCGUCGCGUUUGCGUUUCGCCGAAGUCGUUAUGCCUUCUUCCUUGUGUGAACCACUCACAAGUUCUUCAGCCAAUUUAGAUUAUCUAAAGCAAGAUGAUUGGAUUACUAGUGGAAAGCUGGGCUCCCGCGAAGCAGUUCUGGUUUUUAGAACGAACAUACUCAAUCCGAAGACCCGCAAGACCCUAUCCGAGAAGUCCUCCGCUCAGGCGCUGCUCGAGUCCAAAGACAGAGAGGAUGACGUUGUAUGCCAAAGAGCUGAAACGUCUGCUUCAGCCGGUAGCAGCGAAGCUCUAAGCGGCGGCUCCACGCAGAAAAAUCUUUAUUUAUUAAAAACACAAAAUUGUGAUAACUCGGAUAAAUUAAAGUUUUGUAGCCCCUUUAAGAAGAUGCUUAACCGAUAUUCCUCGAGUGAUACGUCCAUUUCCAGCGAAGGUGAACCCGAGCCUUCGCGCAGUAUUGAAAAUAAAUCGCGUGUACUUAAGACUAGCCAGAAUUCCAUUAAUAUAAAUUUAGCUGAAGAUGAAAUGUCUAAGGAGAGUGGAUACGAUUCCCUCGGACCUACCCAAUCCAAUGCGAAUACGGCUGAAGCAAGCGAGGAAGAUCCGGAGGCGACCAGCGAGGAUGAGGUUGAAUGUGGCAUUAAUAUGCCGGCCUUUAAGCUUAAUAUUACGUACAAAUUCCAUCAAACGGAAACCAAGUUGCUGAGAAAGCUGUUCAAUGUACAUGGCCUUACCGAAUCGCAAGGCGAAAAUAAUUUUAAUCUUCUAUGGACUGGUGUCCACAUGAAAUUGGAUAUUGUGAGAAACCUGGCGCCGUAUCAGAGGGUUAAUCAUUUCCCCAGAUCCUACGAGCUAACGCGGAAGGACAGGCUCUACAAGAACAUUGAGCGGAUGCAACAUCUCCGUGGGAUGAAACACUUUGAUAUUGUGCCUCAGUCCUUUGUCCUUCCCAUAGAGUCCCGGGACCUGUGUGUGGCCCACAACAAGCAUCGCGGACCGUGGAUAGUAAAGCCAGCAGCAUCCAGCAGAGGAAGGGGUAUAUUUAUAGUUAAUACGCCCGACCAAAUUCCGCAAGACGAACAGGUGCUAGUCUCCAAGUAUAUUGUGGACCCGUUGUGCAUCGACGGCCACAAGUGUGAUUUACGCGUUUACGUGCUAGUGACCUCUUUUGAUCCCCUAAUUAUUUACCUUUACGAGGAGGGUAUCGUCAGGCUGGCCACAGUCAAAUAUGACCGGCAUGCUGAUAACCUGUGGAAUCCAUGCAUGCAUCUCUGCAACUAUAGCAUCAACAAGUACCAUUCGGAUUAUAUAAGGAGCUCUGAUGCCCAGGAUGAGGAUGUGGGUCACAAGUGGACGCUGUCGGCCCUUUUGAGGCACCUGAAACUCCAGAGUUGUGAUACGCGUCAAUUGAUGCUGAAUAUAGAGGAUUUGAUUAUUAAAGCCGUGCUGGCUUGCGCCCAAUCCGUAAUUUCCGCCUGCCGGAUGUUCGUGCCCAACGGCAACAACUGCUUCGAGCUGUACGGCUUUGAUAUAUUAAUAGACAACUCCCUGAAGCCUUGGCUUCUGGAAAUCAAUCUUUCACCAUCAAUGGGCGUGGAUAGUCCGUUGGACACGAAGGUAAAGUCAUGCCUUAUGGCCGAUCUCCUCACAUGCGUGGGCAUUCCAGCCUAUAGUCCAGAAAUGAGAUCUCACUACGACCAAAAAUGGUCCCGAUUCCAGCGCAGUUCCAGCUGCCAAAGGCAGCCCACCAAUUAUCCCGGAGUCGCUCUCGCGCAGAAGUCGAAGAAAUCGAAGAAGAAGGGAGGAGCAGCAGCCGCUGCCAAUGUUCAGUCUCAACUUACAGGCGAAGAGCAGCGCAUUUUACGCCAUACACGCCAACAGUAUUCCCGCCGCGGCGGAUUCGUACGCAUUUUCCCCACUGACGACUCCAUGCAACGUUAUGGUAACUUCCUAGACUCCAGCUCUGGCAUUCCUAUAUCCACGCCGACGGUGCAAAGUCAGACAUUCCAAACGCCGGUCUUGCAACACAACUACAACCAAAUGCUGCAUCUAAAUCUAUACUGCCAGGAUGCAGGCCGGCAUAGCAGAGACGAUAACUCGGAGGAGAACCGCAUUGGCCAGUACGAGAGGGCCCUGGAGACUGAUUCAGAGAUUCCCUUCGUCAAGAAGGCGACGGUGGCCAAGUGCGAGGAGGAGGGGCGGAGGUUGCGAAAGGUGAUGCUAAAGAAGAUUUCCAGUGGAUCCGAACUGACGCAGUUCCAGGCGCGGCAGACUUUCAGCUUGUAUCUGGAGUCGGUGCUACGCCGCCUGACCGAAGAUCCUAAAGAUAAUCACGAGAAAAUUAUCCUAAAGUUUUUGAACAAAUUCGGAGGAGCCGUGAAGCCGCCAGUUGUAUUCCGGAAUAUGCAGAGCCUCAAGGUGGCCAGCAAGGCACGAUCGGCUAUGGUAGCCAAGCUUUUGGGCGACUUUCUGGAAAACUACAAGCGGGACACCGAGGCGUAUGUGGAUUCGUUCGAUCACUUCGGGAUGAUUCCAUCCAGUGCCUAUAAUCAGUUCCUGAUGCACGCACAAGAGUCGGACUUGGAGGCAGUGCUGACUCUUCACACCAAUGUAACCGGAAUCAUGCCCUUCCUGUACAAUCGAUGUGGACUGUCAGUGCCACCAACGCCCCCGAUUCCGUCCGGCCUGCAUGGGUUUUUAAGAGCUCUCCCCGCCAUGGUGACCACCUCGGGCACGGCCAGGGAGCUGAGCAAGUACGAUGGAUACUUCAGGAACUGCGAAAAGGAUAAGAUAUUCCUAUAAGAGAACCUAGAGCACAAAAAGCGAGGCUCAAAAAUCUGUUUAGCUAAUUCUUCGAAGCUUGUGUCCAGUGUCCAGUCAUACUUGGUAGUAAGUCAAAUUAUUUUUGUAUUCAAAUUUUCGCAUUAAGGCAGAGGAGUAAUCACAAAAUACAAAACUGUUAUAGGAAACAACGAUUACAAAAAUGUAGUUUUUGAACUGCUUUAUAAAAAUUAAACGGAAAUAGCUUUUAUAUUAAAAAGAAAAGUCAACUUUUUCUGCCUGCAACACAACUCAUAGCUUUAACAAAUAUAAUACUUUCUACGCCAAAGAUAUAUGAAACCGAAACUUCGAAAAUAAACGAGAACUGCACAAAUUAACAACACCA